AUGUCUCAAGACAUUGUGGUCGUAGGUGCCGGUGUGAGCGGCUUGACAACCGCCCUUCUACUCUCCAAGGCCGACAAAGUCACUGUUGUUGCAAAGCACAUGCCCGGAGACUAUGACAUUGAGUAUACCUCACCAUGGGCAGGUGCCAACUUCUUGCCAAUGGCGAGUAAGGAAAACUCGCGAUGGGAGACCAGAACUUGGCCAGAGCUGAAAAGGCUGGCCGAGGACGUCCCGGAAGCUGGUAUUCACUUCCAGAAGGCCCGAAUGUUUAGACGAGACAAGGACAUGAAGGGUUCUGUCCACCCUACCGAUCAUCUUCUUGACCGUGAUCCUUGGUGCAAGUCUCUGUUUCCCGACUUUCGGGAGCUGACGGCGGACGAGCUGCCUCAAGGAUAUCAAUCCGGCAGUGAGUUUACCAGCGUUUGUAUCAACACCGCAACGUACCUCCAGUGGCUGUUGGGCCAAUGCUUGAAGAGCGGUGUGAUCGUCAAGAGGGCUGUUCUCUCAGACAUUAGCGAAGCCAAGACAAUGAGCCACACCGGCUCCCCGGCAUCUAUUGUCAUCAACGCUACAGGCCUGGGCUCUCUCAAGCUGGGCGGCGUCAACGACACCACGCUCACGCCCGCAAGAGGUCAGAUAGUCUUGGUCCGCAACGAAGGGCCCGUCAUGCUAGGAGUAUCUGGCACAGACGAUGGGUCUACUGAGGACUUGUACGUGAUGCAAAGGGCAGGCGGUGGAGGCACCAUCCUUGGAGGAACCUAUGACAUUGGCAAUUGGAACGCCAACCCAGACCCUAACAUUGCACUGCGCAUCAUGAAGCGCGUUGUUAAUAUCUUUCCUAGCAUUGCUGGUGGAAAGGGCAUUGAGGGUCUAGACGUGAUUCGACACGGUGUGGGUUUGCGACCACUUCGAAAGGAUGGAGUUAGGAUUGAGACCGAGAAGCUUGACGAAUCAGCCUGGCUUGUUCACAACUAUGGGCAUGCUGGUUGGGGAUACCAGGCAUCUUACGGGUGUGCUGAGAGGGUUGUGGAGUUGGUUGAGGAGAUCAAGCAGCGCAGCGCGCGAGGAUCUAAGCUCUGA
Messenger RNA from Fusarium vanettenii 77-13-4, 1080 nucleotides. RefSeq lists its product as uncharacterized. Lineage: Eukaryota; Fungi; Ascomycota; Sordariomycetes; Hypocreales; Nectriaceae. The coding region runs from base 1 to 1080 and encodes 359 amino acids. Gene Ontology annotation, molecular function: FAD binding; D-amino-acid oxidase activity. The record is from RefSeq and is a predicted model, not a curated record. The transcript has 4 exons.